AUGGCUGCUGCUCUGGCGUCUCCCUCCCUCAUCCCCUCUUCUCUCUGCUUCUCCGCCGAUGGCCGCCCGUCUCUCUCUUCUUCUUCUUCUUCUUCUUCUAGUUUCUCAGUCUGCUGCAGUAGAAAUCAGAAGAGCUGCUUCUUAACGUUUUCAUCUGCUUGGCCUAAUCGCAAUCGAGGAGGACGGGGAUUGUCUGGGCGUCGUUCAGUAGUGGUGUUUGCUGCUUCAGGAGGCGGAGGCGGAGGCGGAGACUACUACGCUACUCUCGGUGUGCCUAAAUCUGCCAACAUCAAGGAGAUUAAAUCUGCCUAUCGCCGCCUCGCCCGUCAGUAUCAUCCCGAUGUCAACAAGGAACCUGGAGCUACCGACAAGUUCAAGGAAAUCAGUGCUGCCUAUGAGGUGCUAUCAGAUGAGCAAAAGCGAGCUCUAUAUGAUCAAUAUGGUGAAGCCGGACUCAAGACUACUCUUGGUGGAUCUUCUUCUACUUACACGACAAAUCCUUUUGACCUUUUCGAGACGUUCUUUGGUGCGAGUAUGGGUGGAUUUCCCGGGAUGGACCAAGCUGACUUUGGAAGAACUCGCCGUAGCAGGGUUACCAAAGGUGAAGAUUUACGGUAUGACAUCACCUUACAACUCUCGGAGGCUAUUUUUGGAUCUGAGAAAGAAUUUGAUCUAACGCAUCUGGAGACAUGCGAAGUUUGUGCUGGCACUGGUGCAAAAGCAGGAUCUAAGAUGAGAAUAUGCUCCACUUGUGGUGGGCGGGGUCAAGUUAUGAGAACUGAGCAAACACCAUUCGGCUUGUUUUCACAGGUUUCUGUAUGUCCAAACUGUGGUGGAGAUGGUGAGGUAAUUUCGGAAAAUUGCCGGAAAUGCUCCGGAGAAGGACGUUUGCGUAUUAAAAAAAGCAUCAAGGUCAAAAUUCCUCCAGGUGUUAGCGCAGGUAGCAUCCUUAGAGUUGCCGGGGAAGGUGAUUCUGGUCCCAGAGGUGGACCUCCAGGAGAUUUGUAUGUAUAUCUUGAUGUUGAAGAUGUCCGUGGAAUUCAAAGGGAUGGCAUAAACCUUUUAUCUACCCUUUCCAUCAGUUAUCUUGAUGCUAUACUGGGUGCGGUUGUUAAGGUGAAAACAGUAGAAGGAGUAACUGAAUUGCAGAUACCUCCGGGUACUCAACCUGGUGAUGUGCUGGUCCUGGCAAAGAAAGGAGCACCAAAACUGAAUAGACCGUCUAUCCGCGGUGACCACUUGUUUACAGUCAGAGUUACUAUACCAAAUCAAAUAAGUGCUGGAGAGCGGGAGUUGCUGGAGGAACUUGCUUAUCUGAGUGAUACGUCUAGCAACCGGCUACGAACUCGUACUAAGCCUCAGCAAUCCACUAGUAAGCCGUCAAUUUCUUGA
Messenger RNA from Eruca vesicaria subsp. sativa (arugula), 1392 nucleotides. The record is from the annotation of a GenBank genome assembly. NCBI's taxonomy places the organism in Eukaryota, Viridiplantae, Streptophyta, Magnoliopsida, Brassicales, Brassicaceae.